GCUGUCAAAAAUGGUUACAACAACUUAGAUUUAUAAUUUGCAUUUUAAUUUUAACCUAGGAACAAAUCAUUGAUGUAGGUAAACUUAUUCACUUAAUUUAUAAAAAUACUACAUACGACAUUGAGUGACAUUAAAGAAGUAACCACAAUUAUGUCAAAACGUAUUAGAUUACUUGCUACGAAAAACAAAUCAAAAACAAGUAAUGGAAAGGAUAGCGAUGAAAACAAAAGUAAAAGAAGUGUUUACAGCACGUGGUCGUCUAAAAGGUGCCUUGCUGGAGGUUCUUGGAGAUGAAUCUGAUGGUUCAACAGGUAGCCCUGUGAAGCGAAGAAGGCAAAGUAGCUAUGAUCAACACAGAGACUACUCAUCGGAAGAUGAGAGGCCACGGAGGAAACAGUCUCCAGUGCGUCAAUCUUAUGUGUUGAAACUGUUUGACAGGAGUGUUGACUUGUCACAGUUCAGUGAAGACUCUCCACUGUAUCCUAUCUGUAGAGCAUGGAUUGCAAAUCAACCAAAGGCUGAUUAUAGUGAAUUUGGAAAAAGUAUUCCGGAACCAGAAACAUUAGAGGAUAGUGUAGAGCUACCAGGACCAGAGGGACCACCUGUAUCCAGAAUACCAGAUCUCACACCAGAACAGAAACUGUGCAACAAAGACAAAAUUAAUUUAAACUAUCGUGAAGCCCCACCGCCAAGUAGAGAGAAACUUUUAGAGGAAUACUCAAAGCGUUGGAAUGGUAUCAGAUUAGCAUGGCUUGCUCAGGGUGCUAAAGUGGAGGCACGGUAUACGGAGACACAGAGAGUACUCAACAAUAUUAAUGUCAAUGCUCUGUAAUGGUGAUUAUAAAUACUAGACUACUCUAAAGACAAAACAAGCUGCAGAACA
Papilio xuthus (Asian swallowtail) is the source of this 883-nucleotide messenger RNA. RefSeq names its product Myb-interacting protein 40 (gene mip40). Lineage: Eukaryota; Metazoa; Arthropoda; Insecta; Lepidoptera; Papilionidae. Gene Ontology annotation, biological process: negative regulation of transcription by RNA polymerase II. Gene Ontology annotation, cellular component: Myb complex; transcription repressor complex. The record is from RefSeq and is a predicted model, not a curated record. The transcript has 6 exons. Bases 203 to 832 code for a protein of 209 amino acids.